ACAAUUUCGCCAAUUUUUCCCAAGCAAACGCUGCCUCCACAGUAAACCGCUUCACGCAUUCCAAUGGCGCAAACUCUCACUCAGACCUUCAACCUAUUCAUCGUCCCAAAUCCAAAAUCAUAAAUCUACUAAACCCUAGCCCGCCAUUAAUUUUCUUCACCAUCACCAAAUCUCCUGUUCUUCGCUCCACCCACACAGAUCCAAACUCACAUCAGUCCCACUUCGCAACAUCCAUUAAACAAAUCAACAAAAUCUUCCCAAUCUAACCCCACCACAAAAUGCCUCCCCAUUAACCAAUCCAAUCCUCCAUCCGUCAUUUUUGCACCUCCGCCAUCGCCAAUGACGAUCCACAUUCCCAGAUCUAUAGCGCUCCUCUCUCUCCAGUACCUUUUCCUGCUCUUGUACAGUUCCGCCGCCGCCGAAGACGACGUCAGGUGCCUGAAAGAGGUCCGGACCUCCUUGUCCGAUCCCGACGGCAAGCUCGAUUCCUGGAACUUCUCCAACUCCUCCGUCGCAUUCAUCUGCAGAUUCGUCGGAGUAUCUUGCUGGAACGACCGCGAGAAUCGCCUCAUCGGAUUAGAGCUUCGCGAUUUCGGACUCGCCGGAGAUGUUCCCGAUUCUCUCCAGUUCUGCCAGAGCCUCCAAACCCUAGAUCUCGCCGGUAACUCCCUCCACGGCUCGAUUCCCCCCCAAAUCUGCUCCUGGCUACCUUACUUAGUCACGCUUGAUCUCUCCGGCAAUGGAUUGACCGGAAAAAUCCCCGACGAGCUCGCUAACUGCUCGUAUCUCCACACUUUGAUUCUCGACGACAAUAACCUCUCCGGAACGAUUCCUUUCCAGCUCUCCAAUUUAGCGAGGUUAAAAAAAUUCUCCGUCGCCAAUAACGAUUUAUCCGGUAGAGUACCGCCGUUUAACUACGGCACGACGGAGGUUGUUCUCGGCGGCAAUGGCGGUCUCUGCGGCGGCGGUUCAUUAGGGAAAUGUGGUGGAGUGAAUAAGAAGAGCUUGUCCAUUAUCAUUGUCGCCGGAGUUUUCGGAUCGGUGGCGUCGUUGUUGUUGGUAGCUGGAUUGUGGUGGUGGUACUUCGCCGGAGUUAACAAACAGAAAAAGAAACGCGCCGCCGCGAAAGACGAUUCCGGCGGCGGCGGUUGGACGGAGAUCCUUAAAGCACACAGGCUAACACAAGUGGUGUUAUUCCAAAAGCCGAUUGUGAAGCUAAAAUUGGCUGAUCUGUUGGCUGCAACGAACAAUUUUGACGCCGAAAAUGUCGUCGUUUCGAGCCGGACCGGGAUAUCGUACAAGGCGGAUUUGCCCGACGGAUCGACGCUGGCGAUCAAACGGCUAAAAACGUGCAAAAUCGGCGAAAAGGAGUUCAGAAUGGACAUGAAUCGAUUAGGACAGCUUAGGCACCCGAAUUUGGUGCCAUUGUUGGGAUUCUGUGUCAUCGACGACGAGAAGCUUUUGGUUUACAAGCAUUUGCCGAACGGUCCACUCGGCGCAGCGCUGCGCCGAGCGACGCUCGUCUUGGAUUGGCCGAUUAGGUUCAAGAUUGCAUUGGGUGCGGCGCGGGGGCUUGCGUGGCUGCACCACGGGUGCACCCCACCGAUAAUGCAUCAAAACAUUAGUUCGAAUGUCGUUCUCCUCGACGAAGAUUUCGACUCCCGGAUAAUGGACUUUGGGUUGGCGCGCCUCGCGGGGCGGUCGGAGUCGAACGAGAGCAGUUUUGUUUGCGGCGAUUUGGGCGAGAUCGGAUACGUCGCUCCCGAGUAUUCGAGCACGAUGGUUGCGUCGAUGGAAGGAGACGUGUACGGCUUCGGCGUCGUGCUUCUUGAAUUGACGACGGGUUUAAAGCCGCUCGACGUGAGCGCAGCCGACGAGCGAUUUAAGGGUAAUCUCGUCGACUGGGUUAGCCAUUACUCAGUUUCGGGACGGGUUAGGGAUACGAUCGAUGAGAGGCUACGGAGGAAAGGCGACGACGAUGAUAUACUUCAGGUCGUUAAAAUCGCGUGCAAUUGCGUCCUUCCUCGUCCGAAGGAUCGGUGGUCGAUGUACCAAGUCUACGAGUCGCUUAAGGUCAUGGCGGAGGCUCGUGGUUUGUCUGAACGGUACUACGACGAGUUCCCGAUGCUGUUCGGCAAACAAGGGCUGACGAGCCCUAUUUGAGAGAUCGCGCGCGAUACUGACGAUUGUUUGCUUAGAGUUUGAAUAUUUGUUGUUCAUCGAAAAUUUGCAAACUCUUACCGCAUUGUUAUGUAAUAUCGAAAGUCGACAUUACGAGCACGCUUUGCAGCUUUUCCGGCAGUAGCCGAGGGAAUCCUCGCUGCCGACCAUGUAAACUGGAUUCUUCUCGCAUUCACCGGCGGCUGCCCACCCGGCGCACGAUUCGUUCUCGUCAACGCACUUGUCACCGGCUGUUUUUGCGCGCAGGUUGUAAGAUCGAAUGUGAAUCCACUUUGUCGCCGACCAUUUGUCGCCUUUGAUCACGGGACAGCUGCCGUGCAAGCUCAUCGGAUCGGUGGUUCCGUUCGGGUGAAGACUGAAGAACAACAGCGCGUCGCCUUUACUCGGUUUCACUGCCGGAAACGAUCGAUCAAAUUAGUAGUAAAAAAUUCUAUUCGAUUCAAUUCGACGAUUCUUUUAAGGUAGAAUUACAUAUAACAGAACCUGCAAAGCCUUGUUUAGCACAAUCCGACCAGUCGUCGCCCUUAAGCUGUCUGUGUUUCAUCUGCAAUGGAUAGAACGAUUGGUGUAAGAACUUAAGCUUGUUCUUUCUAUAAUUUUUUAACAUAUGUUUUCAAACAAAAUUAAUACACUCUAUAUAUUUAUUAUUUUUA
Molecule: messenger RNA, 2834 nt
Organism: Andrographis paniculata
Lineage: Eukaryota; Viridiplantae; Streptophyta; Magnoliopsida; Lamiales; Acanthaceae
Product: probable inactive receptor kinase At1g27190
Exons: 1
Coding region: 340-2163 (607 amino acids)
Biological process (GO): protein phosphorylation
Molecular function (GO): receptor serine/threonine kinase binding; protein kinase activity; ATP binding
Source: RefSeq, a predicted model, not a curated record